AUGUAUAGCAGUAAUAGAGUCCAAGUGUAUCUUGAAGAUGGAAGAGUUGGGGAAAUGGAGAUUUGCCCUCCAAGGGAAUCACAUCAAGAAGACCAUGUGAUGAAGCAGAGGAGAGUGAUGGAGAAAGUGAAGAUGGGAAUCAGAAUCAGCCGUUUUUCUCAACCUAGCGAGAGAUGCCCUCCUCUUGCAGUGCUUGCUACUGUUUCAUCUUGUGGCCUUUGUUUCAAAUUGGAAGCUUCACCUUCUCCUGCUCAGGAGCAGCUCAGUCUCCUCUACUCGUCCUGCCUUAGGGGCAACAAGACGGCAGUAAUGUCUCUAGGUGAGGAAGAGCUCCAUUUGGUAGCCAUGUACGCUGAAAACAUCAACAACGACCGUCCUUGCUUCUGGGCAUUUACAGUAGCUCCUGGGAUUUAUGAUUCAUGUCUUGUCAUGCUGAAUCUCAGAUGUCUAGGUAUUGUCUUUGAUCUUGAUGAAACCCUUGUGGUGGCCAAUACCACGCGCACGUUUGAGGAUAAGAUUGACGGGUUGCAGCGGAGAAUAAACAACGAGGGAGACCCCCAACGCAUUGCCGCUAUGGUGGCUGAGAUGAAGCGUUAUCAAGAUGACAGGAAUCUGUUGAAGCAAUAUAUUGAAAGUGACCAGGUUAUUGAUAAUGGGGAGGUGGUUAAAGUGCAAUCAGAACUUGUUCCUGCCUUGUCUGAGAACCAUCAGCCUCUUGUCCGUCCAUUGAUAAGGUUGCCAGAGAAGAAUAUCAUCCUGACUCGCAUUAAUCCCAUGAUUCGUGAUACAAGUGUUCUUGUGAGGAUGAGGCCUUCGUGGGAUGAACUUCGAAGCUAUUUGACAGCAAAAGGGCGCAAGCGUUUUGAAGUAUACGUUUGCACAAUGGCUGAGAGAGACUACGCCUUAGAGAUGUGGAGGCUCCUCGAUCCAGAAGGGAAUUUGAUAAACGCAAGUGACCUGCUGGCUCGCAUUGUUUGUGUAAAAUCUGGUUUUAAAAAAUCAUUGGUCAACGUGUUUCCUGAUGCAACCUGCCAUCCUAAGAUGGCAAUGGUAAUUGAUGAUCGACUGAAAGUUUGGGAAGACAAGGAUCAGCCAAGGGUGUACGUGGUUCCUGCAUUUGUUCCCUACUAUUCUCCUCAAGCUGAAGCUGCUGCUACACCGGUACUGUGUGUUACCCGAAAUGUUGCUUGCCGUGUCAGAGGUGGAUUUUUCAGGGAUUUUGAUGAUAGUCUGCUACAAAGGAUUUCUGAAAUAUCUUAUGAGAAUGAUGUUGAGGAUAUUCCAUCUCCGCCUGAUGUCAGCCAUUACUUAGUACCGGAGGACGAAACGUCUGGUUUGAAUGAGAACAAAGAUCCACUUUCCUUGGACGGGAUGGCUGAAGUUGAGAGAAGACUGAAGGAGGCAAUUUCAGUUGUCCUUCCGGCGGCAAAUAUAGAUCCAAGGAUAGCUGCUCCCAUUCAGUACCCCAUGGCUUCUGUUUCUGCUCCAGUACCAGUCGUGCAACAAGCACCACAACCAUCAGCGAUGGCCUUUCCAAGUAUCCAGUUUCAACAACCUAUAUCAAUAGCUAAACUCUUGGUUCCUUCAGAACCAAGCUUGCAGAGUUCUCCUGCUAGAGAGGAAGGCGAGGUGCCUGAAUCAGAGUUAGAUCCAGAUACUAGGAGGAGGCUCCUCAUUUUGCAGCAUGGACAAGAUAGUAGAGAUGCUGCUCCAAGUGAACCUCCGUUUCCUCAGAGACCUCCAGUUCAAGCUCCACCUCCACAGGCGCAGCCAAGAAAUGGUUGGUUUCCUGUUGAGGAGAUGGAUCCAGCUCCUCUUCAUCGUACAGUCUCCAAAGAAUAUCCAGUGGAUUCUGAAAGGCCACGCCAUCAAUCUGACAGGAUGCCUCAUGAGAAUCGUAGGCUACCAAAGGAGUUACGUCCAAACAACAAUCUACCAGGCUCUCAUCCUUUCUAUGGGGAAGAGGCAUCUUGGAAUCAAUCUUCUUCUAGGAUCAGUGAUAUUGGACGAAGUGUCUCAGCAACAGAGAAUCCAGCUGAAGCUCUACAUGAGAUUGCUAUUAAAUGUGGAACUAAGGUGGACUACAGACCGGGGUUGGUUGCUAGUACAGAUUUGCGGUUCUCUGUUGAGGCUUGGUUCUCUGGUAAAAAAGUCGGAGAAGGGAUUGGCAAAUCGAGACGAGAAGCCCUGCAAAAGGCUGCUGAACUCUCUCUCCAGAACUUAGCUGAUAUAUAUUUGUCUGUUGCAAAUGGCGACGCAGGGCCAAGCCACAGGGAUGCUAUUGCUAGCCCCUUGGCUAAUGGCAAUAUGAUUAUGGGAAAUGCAAAUACGUUUGAUAAUCUGCCAUUUGCGAGAGAUGAAACAGCGAUGGCAGUUCCUUCUAGAUCAAUGUUUCCUUUGCAUAAGCGACAAGGAUCUCCAAGAUCGUUCGCUGGGAUGUCAAACAAGCGUCUAAAGCCAGACUUUCAACGGUCGUCGAUGCAACGGAUGCCAUCUUCAGGAAGAUAUUCUUAACCAAAAUCAAGUCAUGAACAAAGCACAUUCUCUAUUGCUAAAGCGCCACCAGCUACCCCGACAAAUUCUUUGACAAGUUCCCUUCACCAAAACGAUGAACCAGACACAGGGAUAGAGAGAGAGAAGAGAGGUUUUGCUCUCGUCUCUUGUAUUGUAACAUGUGUGACAAAUCAAGAUUUUUGUAUAAUUUAUCAGAGACGCUGAGUCGAAGCAACAGCUGGAGGGACACCGAGUAGUACUACACAGACAAGACCUAAAGCAUGCACGUUUUGGCUUUCUUCUCAGGCUGUAAGUUAGAAGUCAGUAAUGCUAGUUUAAUAGUUUCCCUUAAAGCUUUUUCUGCAGUUUUACAACAGUUUAUGUUGAUUUUAUAAAUGUAUUUUUUACUGUGCUA
Brassica oleracea var. oleracea is the source of this 2908-nucleotide messenger RNA. Its product is annotated as RNA polymerase II C-terminal domain phosphatase-like 1. The record is from RefSeq and is a predicted model, not a curated record. Bases 1 to 2514 code for a protein of 837 amino acids. The transcript has 13 exons. NCBI's taxonomy places the organism in Eukaryota, Viridiplantae, Streptophyta, Magnoliopsida, Brassicales, Brassicaceae. Gene Ontology annotation, molecular function: RNA polymerase II CTD heptapeptide repeat phosphatase activity.